AGAGGGAUGGGAGCCUCGUUCUGCAGAGGGCCGUGGUUCGCAGCUUCGGGCCAAGUGCCUGUGGGUGGGAGUUUGCUGUUCAUCAGCGGUGUGACCGGGACCGAGAGAAUAGCUGGUGCCAGCUCACAGGAGUCCUAGAUGAUUGUUUAUGUGACAUAGAAAGCAUCGAUGACUUCAAUACUUUCAAGAUCUUCCCCAAGAUACAGAAACUGCAAGAACGUGAUUACUUCAGAUAUUACAAGGUCAACUUGAAAAGACCUUGCCCAUUUUGGGCCGAUGACGGCCAUUGUUCUAUCAAAGAUUGUCAUGUAGAGCCUUGUCCUGAGAGCAAAAUACCUGUUGGAAUCAAAGCUGGGAGCUCUAAUAAAUAUUCAAAAGUGGCAAAUAAUUCUAAGGAAUUGGAAGACUGUGAGCAAGCUAACAAACUGGGAGCUGUUAACAGUACCUUAAGUAACCAAAGUAAGGAGGCUUUCAUUGACUGGGCGAGAUACGAUGAUUCACAGGAUCAUUUUUGUGAACUUGAUGAUGAAAGAUCUCCAGAUGCACAGUAUGUGGAUUUGCUGCUGAAUCCAGAACGUUACACUGGAUACAAGGGGCCUUCUGCUUGGAGAGUGUGGAACAGCAUCUAUGAAGAAAACUGCUUCAAGCCUCGAUCUGUCUAUCGUCCUUUAAAUCCACUGGCGCCUAGUAGGGGAGGAGAUGAUGGAGAAUCUUUCUACACAUGGCUAGAAGGUCUUUGCCUUGAGAAAAGAGUGUUUUAUAAACUCAUUUCAGGACUUCAUGCUAGCAUCAACUUGCAUCUGUGUGCAAAUUAUCUUCUUGAAGAAACCUGGGGGAAGCCUCGCUGGGGACCAAAUGUGAAGGAGUUCACUCGCCGCUUUGACCCUAUUGAGACAAAAGGAGAAGGACCAAGGAGGCUCAAAAACUUGUAUUUCUUAUAUUUGAUAGAGCUGCGUGCUUUGUCAAAGGUUGCACCAUACUUUGAGCGUUCAGUUGUUGACCUUUACACUGGAAAUGGCCAUGAGGAUGCUGAAUCAAAAGCUCUCUUACUCGACAUCUUCAGGGAUACAAAGUCCUUCCAUAUGCACUUUGAUGAAAAGUCUAUGUUUGCUGGAGAUAAAAAAGGAGCCAAGUCAUUAAAGGAAGAAUUCAGAUUGCAUUUCAAGAACAUAUCCCGCAUAAUGGAUUGUGUUGGAUGUGAUAAAUGCAGGCUGUGGGGCAAACUGCAGACUCAAGGCUUAGGAACUGCCCUGAAGAUCUUGUUUUCUGAGAAAGAAAUACAGAGCCUUCCUGAAAAUAGCCCAUCAAAAGGUUUUCAACUCACGCGCCAAGAAAUAGUUGCUCUUAUAAAUGCCUUUGGAAGGCUUUCCACAAGUAUAAGAGAGUUGCAGAAUUUUAAAGUUUUAUUACAACAAACUAGGUAAUGAAGGCCUUUGCACAACCCAUUAGUGAAGACCAUUUACAUGACUGCAUUGAGCAGAAGGAAUUGAUCCUUACAGGAGUCACAUGAACUGAUAAAAAGUAAAAUCAAAUACCAACUUGAAUAUUUAUGUUUAAACUAGGAACGGUUAUUAAUUGGAGAAGAUAUUUAUGAAUGAAAUAUAUAGUUUUUAAAUGUGUAAAUUAUGUUGAUCUAUUUUUAAGUUCUCUGCUCACAUUUCUGUUGUACCGAAACUUCAUAAAUUUUCUUUUAUUUCUUUGUCUGUUUGAGACAGUUGUUUUAUAUGAAAACAUAAUGUACCUCCACCCUGACCUGGCCUGUCCUGAGAGAGGUGGUCCACCUCUCGCUGCUCCCCAGUACUGAGCCUCAAUAUAUUCUGAGGACUGAGUAUGCUGAUUCUGGCGGUCUAAAAGAAAAAAAA
Molecule: messenger RNA, 1862 nt
Organism: Antrostomus carolinensis (chuck-will's-widow)
Lineage: Eukaryota; Metazoa; Chordata; Aves; Caprimulgiformes; Caprimulgidae
Gene: ERO1B
Product: endoplasmic reticulum oxidoreductase 1 beta
Exons: 16
Biological process (GO): protein folding in endoplasmic reticulum
Cellular component (GO): endoplasmic reticulum membrane; endoplasmic reticulum
Molecular function (GO): protein-disulfide reductase activity; thiol oxidase activity; FAD binding
Source: RefSeq, a predicted model, not a curated record